Molecule: messenger RNA, 3064 nt
Organism: Odocoileus virginianus texanus
Lineage: Eukaryota; Metazoa; Chordata; Mammalia; Artiodactyla; Cervidae
Gene: PDE1C
Product: phosphodiesterase 1C
Biological process (GO): signal transduction
Cellular component (GO): neuronal cell body
Molecular function (GO): calmodulin-activated 3',5'-cyclic-GMP phosphodiesterase activity
Source: RefSeq, a predicted model, not a curated record
CAGUUUUCUCGCUUGUCAGCAGAGCUGCUGCUAUGGAGUCGCCCACCAAGGAGAUUGAAGAAUUUGAGAGCAACUCUCUGAAAUACCUGCAACCCGAACAGAUCGAGAAAAUUUGGCUUCGGCUCCGAGGGCUGAGGAAAUAUAAGAAAACGUCCCAGAGGUUACGAUCUUUGGUCAAACAAUUAGAGAGAGGGGAGGCUUCAGUCGUAGAUCUCAAGAAGAAUUUGGAAUAUGCAGCCUCCGUGCUUGAAUCUGUGUACAUUGAUGAAACCAGGCGACUCCUGGAUACGGAGGAUGAGCUCAGUGACAUUCAGUCAGAUGCAGUGCCUUCUGAGGUCCGAGACUGGCUGGCUUCCACCUUCACACGGCAGAUGGGGAUGAUGCUCAGAAGAAGUGAGGAGAAGCCGCGAUUCAAGAGCAUCGUCCACGCAGUGCAGGCUGGCAUAUUUGUGGAGAGAAUGUAUAGACGGACAUCAAACAUGGUUGGACUGAGCUAUCCACCAGCUGUUAUUGAAGCAUUAAAGGAUGUGGACAAGUGGUCCUUUGAUGUCUUUUCCCUCAAUGAAGCCAGUGGGGACCAUGCACUGAAAUUCAUUUUCUAUGAGUUACUUACUCGCUAUGAUUUGAUCAGUCGUUUCAAGAUCCCCAUUUCUGCACUUGUCUCAUUUGUGGAGGCCCUGGAAGUGGGAUACAGCAAGCACAAAAAUCCUUACCACAAUUUGAUGCAUGCUGCUGACGUCACACAGACUGUGCAUUACCUUCUCUAUAAGACAGGAGUAGCAAACUGGCUGACGGAGCUGGAGAUCUUUGCUAUAAUCUUCUCAGCUGCCAUCCAUGACUACGAGCACACCGGAACCACCAACAAUUUCCACAUUCAGACCCGGUCUGACCCAGCGAUUCUGUACAACGAUAGGUCUGUUUUAGAAAAUCACCAUUUGAGUGCAGCCUAUCGCCUUCUGCAGGAGGAUGAGGAAAUGAAUAUUUUGAUCAACCUCUCGAAGGAUGACUGGAGGGAGUUUCGGACCUUGGUAAUUGAGAUGGUGAUGGCCACAGAUAUGUCCUGUCAUUUUCAGCAAAUCAAAGCAAUGAAGACUGCUCUUCAACAGCCAGAAGCAAUUGAAAAGCCAAAAGCAUUAUCCUUGAUGUUGCACACGGCAGACAUCAGCCAUCCAGCAAAAGCGUGGGAGCUCCACCAUCGCUGGACCAUGUCACUCCUGGAGGAGUUCUUUAGACAGGGCGAUAGAGAAGCAGAGCUGGGUCUGCCUUUUUCUCCUUUGUGUGAUCGGAAGUCCACCAUGGUUGCCCAGUCACAAGUAGGUUUCAUUGAUUUCAUUGUGGAACCCACCUUCACUGUGCUCACAGACAUGACAGAAAAGAUCGUGAGUCCAUUCAUUGAUGAACCCUCUCAAAGUGGGGGCACCGGGCAGAGGCGUUCAAGUUUGAACAACAUCAGUUCAACAGAUGUAAAGCGAUCAGGUGUCAAGAGCUCUGGCUCAGAGGGAAGUGCCCCAAUCAACAACUCUGUCAUCCCUGUUGACUAUAAGAGCUUUAAAGCCACUUGGACUGAGGUGGUACACAUUAACCGGGAGAGAUGGAGGGCCAAGGUGCCCAAAGAGGAGAAGGCCAAGAAGGAGGCGGAGGAAAAGGCUCGCCGGGCUGCAGAGGAGAAGCAAAAGGAAAUGGAAGCCAAAAGCCAAGCCGAAGAAAGUGCGUCUGGCAAAGCUGAGAAAAAGGCGUCUGGGGAAGCUAAGAAUCAAGUCAACGGAGCACGAACAAAUAAAAGCAACAACCCUCAUGGGAGAAAUUCCAAAACUGAAAAAUCAUCGGGAGAGAAGCAGCAGAAUGGUGACUUGAAAGAUGGUAAAAAUAAGACAGGCAAGAAGGAUCAAUCUGAUGUCGGAAAUGAUUCAAAGAAAACAGAUGACACCCACAAGCUAGAAGAGCUGUUAAAAAUGCAACGUCAAGCAAGUAUCGAAGCUUUCUCUUUGUGUUUAUUCUUAGUGUUUUAAACCAAAGGGCAGCCUGAUCUCCAAGUGAUGAUGACUGUAUUUCAUAAGUAUUAGUUAUCUACAAUAUAUGCUAUUUUUAUUCUAUAGCCUGGAGCCACAGUGAAAACAUGAGAAUAAAUGUUUGGUUUUUUUUUCCUUUCAUUCGUUUUGAAUCUUUCUUUUCCCUGAACUAAUAAAAUAAGAGAAAACAUAAAAAGCAGUCAGAAUAUUUCAGGCCUAAAAUCCCAGCCUCAUUUAACUUUCUCUGAAGGACUUCCUUAUUCUCUGGUUUCUUGUUGGCUUCAAAAAUAGAAGAUUCAAAAGCUGAUCAGAAACAAAACUUGGGUGCAGACAACUCUGCCCUUCCCUGACCCAGAGGAGUGAUAUGAGAUGUCGAUGCCUGACUUUUACUUACCUCUUAAUGGGGGUCAGGUCCCGGGGCACUUGGUGAGCUGAGUACUUGGUUUCCUUUAGUGCUGAAGUACUAGGUCCUUAGUACAGAGAAGAAUGGCAGUAAAAUACCUUGGACAAUAUGGGACAGAAGAACAAGAGGCAGUUAUUCACAUAGUUUAAGUUUGGAAAGAAGAGCCAUGCUAUAUAAAGGAAGAAAGAAAACAGCAAAGUAAAAGGAUAAAAGUUAACAUUAUCAUUAUUCUCAGUGAUAGCACAGAUGCCAAGGAUCAAAAGAAAGGAAAAGUCCCAAGGGUUGAACCUAAGAACUAUCCUUUGUACUUACUCUGUAUAUUUGGGUUAAAUGGGUGAAUGUUAGGAAAUGAGGAAAUGAUGGCAUAGGUAAGGUUUCAGGAAAUUAUAUUCCUACAAAUUUACUUUAUCAUCUGUUUAUUCUCUCCAUCCAUCAUCCAUCCAUUCAUCCAUUCAUCUACCCGUCUUAGGAGAGCUAUAGCCUUGGUAUUAUAUGUAGUAAAAUUAAUUUAGAAUAAUUCGUUAGAAUUAUUUAGAAUAAUCAUAUCCUCUAUCAUUUGGGGCAAGGAGAAAGCAUGCAUGUAUACUUUGGGGUUUUGGUGGUAACCAUUUAAAAUAGCUGUCUUGGGACUUUCCUGGAAGUCCAGUGGUUG